AUGAAAUAUAUAAUAUUUAAUAAUAUUUUUAAUAGUGUAUUUUUGAUUUCAGGAUUUGUAAGUCCACGUAUAGUGGGUGGUCAUGAUGCUGGAGAUGGUGAAUAUCCUUAUCAAGUAUCAAUUAGAUUAAAUAAUUAUCAUAUAUGUGGUGGAUCUAUUAUUGAUUAUUAUACAAUCCUUACUGCUGCGCAUUGUAUUUAUCGAAAAAAUGCAUCAGAAAUAACAAUUGUUGUUGGAACCAAUUAUUUAUCUUCUGGUACUAUUUAUGUCGUUAAGGAAAUGAUUUGGCACGAAAAUUAUAAUGAAAUCAUGAUCAUAAAUGAUAUCGGUUUAAUACGUAUAAAAAAUCAUAUAAAAUAUAAUAAAAAAGUUCAGCCGAUUUCACUUGCAUCGAAUUAUACAUCUGAAAAUACAACUGCUGUGAUAACUGGUUGGGGACAAUUAGUAAGUUUUUAAAAUGUAAAUUAUAUAUAUGAACAAAAAUAAUUUUUUAUAU
Apis dorsata (giant honeybee) is the source of this 496-nucleotide messenger RNA. RefSeq names its product chymotrypsin-1-like. Bases 1 to 456 code for a protein of 151 amino acids. The record is from RefSeq and is a predicted model, not a curated record. The transcript is spliced from 3 exons. Gene Ontology annotation, biological process: proteolysis. Gene Ontology annotation, molecular function: serine-type endopeptidase activity. Lineage: Eukaryota; Metazoa; Arthropoda; Insecta; Hymenoptera; Apidae.